Molecule: messenger RNA, 507 nt
Organism: Salvia splendens (bonfire salvia)
Lineage: Eukaryota; Viridiplantae; Streptophyta; Magnoliopsida; Lamiales; Lamiaceae
Exons: 3
Coding region: 1-507 (168 amino acids)
Molecular function (GO): nucleic acid binding; zinc ion binding
Source: RefSeq, a predicted model, not a curated record
AUGGUGAAGUGCUACAUGUUGGCUUCUAUGUCAAUAGUACUUCAACAUCAGCAUCAAGGCAUGAACACUGCUACUGAGAUUAUGAACAAUCUUAAUAACCUUUUUGGUACUCAGAAUCUAGCGGCUAAAUCUUUAGCCUUUCGGAGCAUCAUGACUAAGGUUAUGAAGGAGGCUAGCUAUCACCAGUUCAAGCUCAAUUUCGAGAUGAACAAGAGGGCUUACACUCUAGCUGAACUGUUGACUGAGUUACAGUCAGCGGAGGAUCUUAUGGUCCAGAUAAAGGCUGCUAUGAUGAGUUCUAGGCCGUCUUCCUCAGGCUCUAAGCUAGGUAAGGGGAAGAAGAAUGCCCAGAAUGUUGUAGCACCAAACAAAACUAAGGGCAAAAAGAAACGGGUGAACACGAACAAGAAGCAAAGUGGCAAGUGUUUCAAAUGCGGCGAAAAGGGGCAUUGGAAGCCGGAUUGUCCUAAAAAGGCCAAUGGCUCAGGUAACAAGGUAGUUGAAUGA